CAGAGAGUAGUGUACUAUUUUGAUAGUGUCUUGAGUUUGCUUGUGGACUUUUUUUCAGCUCGCUGACUUUUAAACUCUAAUAUUUUAGAUAUUUUAGAUCAAAACUGUUUCGGGAAUGUUGUGUCGCGGUGUCAUGAGUCCUCUUCGUCAUUCUGCUGUGGGUUUGAUGUCCAGUCUUGCGCUGAAGGGGAGAACCGUGUGUCGCAGGACUCCGGUUAGCGUCCGCCUCUGCAGCAGCGGCGAGGAUGAGAAAAUCAGCCGCUAUCCUGUGCCUUACAAGAAAAACCUGCCGUACGACAUUGUGGAGCUGAUGGAGGAGGUGGAGAUGAAGGGUGGCUUCCUGCCAAACGUGUUCAAGGUGCUCGCUCACCGACCCGCCGAGUUCCGAGCUUUCUUCGGUUAUUAUAAUUUGCUCAUGAACAAAGAGACGGGUGGUUUGUCGAAGGCAGAUCGGGAGUUGAUAGUGGUGGCAACCAGCGCCCAUAAUAACUGCUUGUACUGCGUCGUAUCGCACAGCGCACUACACCGUAUUUACUCUAAGAAGCCCACGCUAGCUGAUCAGGUGGCGGUGAAUUAUAAAGUUGCAGAGCUUAACGCACGAGAGCGUGCCAUGCUGGACUUUGCCAUGACUGUGUGCCGCAGUGAGACGGUGACAGACGAGCACUUCAACUCGCUGGAGGCUCACGGAUUUGAUCGUGAGGAUAUCUGGGACAUUGCUGCCAUCGCCGCCUUCUUCGCCCUGUCCAACCGAAUGGCGCACCUCACAGACAUGAGACCCAACACGGAGUUCUACAACAUGGGACGAGUGCCUCGAGACAAACGUCCACCGGGCAACAAGAUGGAAAGGCCGUAGAGCCAUGAUGUGAAUAUUACCAGUUACCUGAAGAGAUUUUCAUGAUAAACGCAAAAUGUGUUUGUAAAGAAAGUGCAAGCCAAACCAGACGCGGCACAUUUCCGUUAAGGGAGUUGAAUGUUUUUUAUAACAUGAGAUGCUAACUUAUUCAACUAAUAAAAUAACAAAUAAGUAAUUUAGGAGUACAUUUCUAAACUAAAAUGUAAAAAGUAAUUUUUAAGAUGGGCUUUGUCGACAUUAUAAAAGCAUUGAAAAUGCGAGGAAUGUGUUAUCAGCAUAUUAUGAUAUUAAUGUAAUGGUAGUAUUAUUAUGAUAUGUCUUAUGUCUCUACGAGGUUAUGGAGCAGCAAAGGUUUAUCUAAAUGUCCAUCUCCCAAUGAGACAUCUCCCAAUCUUAGCCUUCGCACUGUCAUGCUGCUGUUCAAGUGUGACUAAUAUUCUCCCAAUAAUGUGUGUGAAUGUACAUGUAUAUAUGUGUAAGGGUACUGUGUUAUUCUAAAGUUAUUAAAAGAAAAGAAAAGUAUGUCAUUUUCUUUGUUUGUUUUUUUAUCCUAAAAAGGUCUAGGACACAGUUCAUUUAAAUAUAAUACAGAGUGAGUGAAAAGUAACUAGGCAUUAAUAAUUAGUAAUGAAGCCCAUAUCU
Molecule: messenger RNA, 1495 nt
Organism: Clarias gariepinus (North African catfish)
Lineage: Eukaryota; Metazoa; Chordata; Actinopteri; Siluriformes; Clariidae
Exons: 5
Coding region: 116-853 (245 amino acids)
Molecular function (GO): peroxiredoxin activity
Source: RefSeq, a predicted model, not a curated record